CGCCAUCAUGGAAGCCAGCCGCGUGCAGCCUAUCAAGCUUGCCCGGGUAACAAAAGUCUUGGGACGCACAGGUUCUCAGGGUCAGUGUACCCAGGUCCGUGUUGAGUUCAUGGAUGACAGCAACCGUUCCAUCAUUCGUAAUGUUAAGGGACCAGUUAGAGAGGGGGAUGUCCUGACUCUGCUGGAAUCUGAGCGAGAAGCUAGGAGAUUACGUUGAUUCUCACCUGGUCCUUGGCUUUCUUUACAUAGAAGAAAAAACUUCAGUAUGUACUAUCGCUGGAUAGUGGGCCAUCUGUGAAUCCAGACAAGAUCUUGGUUUUCUGUUUGUAAAAUAAAAUUUGUAAA
Xenopus tropicalis (tropical clawed frog) is the source of this 345-nucleotide messenger RNA. RefSeq names its product ribosomal protein S28 (gene rps28). Gene Ontology annotation, cellular component: cytosolic ribosome; ribosome. The transcript has 4 exons. Lineage: Eukaryota; Metazoa; Chordata; Amphibia; Anura; Pipidae. The record is from RefSeq and is marked provisional. Gene Ontology annotation, molecular function: structural constituent of ribosome. Gene Ontology annotation, biological process: translation. The coding region runs from base 8 to 217 and encodes 69 amino acids.